UGAAACUUAUCACACGAGCAGGAAAAUGGAUCUGUGACCUCCCAGCACACCCUUCCUUCCUCUCUCUCCAGGGGAGGAUAAAAGUCUGGCAGAGAAAAGCACCAGCAGGCAGCAACUGACUAAGCAACGGUUCUGGAAAGAUGCAGCCUCUCCUGCUCCUGUUGACCUUUAUUCUACUCCAAGGAGAUGAGGCAGGGAAGAUCAUUGGAGGCCGAGAAGCCAGGCCCCAUUCCUACCCCUACAUGGCAUUUCUUCUGAUUCAGAGUCCAGAAGGGCUGAGUGCUUGUGGAGGGUUCCUGGUGCGAGAAGACUUCGUCCUAACAGCAGCUCAUUGCUUGGGAAGCUCCAUAAAUGUUACUCUAGGGGCCCACAACAUCCAAAUGCGAGAAAGGACCCAGCAACUCAUCACUGUGCUCAGAGCCAUCCGCCAUCCUGAUUACAAUCCGCAGAACAUCCGGAAUGACAUCAUGCUCCUGCAGCUGAGGAGCAGAGCCCGGAGGAGUGGAUCGGUGAAGCCUGUGGCUCUGCCUCAGGCCAGCAAAAAACUGCAGCCAGGGGAUUUGUGCACAGUGGCUGGCUGGGGCCGGGUGAGCCAGAGCAGGGGAACAAAUGUACUCCAGGAGGUGCAGCUAAGAGUGCAGAUGGACCAAAUGUGCGCCAAUCGCUUCCAAUUCUACAACAGCCAGACUCAGAUCUGUGUGGGAAACCCGAGAGAAAGGAAGUCUGCCUUCAGGGGUGAUUCUGGUGGCCCCCUGGUAUGUAGCAAUGUGGCCCAGGGCAUCGUCUCCUAUGGAAGCAACAAUGGUAACCCUCCAGCUGUAUUCACCAAAAUCCAGAGCUUCAUGCCCUGGAUCAAAAGAACAAUGAGACGCUUUGCACCAAGAUAUCAGAGACCUGCUGACUCCCUAUCUCAGACCUAGGGACUUCCAUAGCCCUUAUUAAUACCUACUGGAGAAUGUACAUUUUCAUUUAUUAAAUAUUAUAUAGUGCUGUC
Molecule: messenger RNA, 994 nt
Organism: Mus caroli (Ryukyu mouse)
Lineage: Eukaryota; Metazoa; Chordata; Mammalia; Rodentia; Muridae
Product: cathepsin G
Biological process (GO): proteolysis
Cellular component (GO): cytoplasm; intracellular membrane-bounded organelle
Molecular function (GO): serine-type endopeptidase activity
Source: RefSeq, a predicted model, not a curated record